AGUAGAAACAAAGGAAUCAGAGACAUGGCUCCGGUGAUCAAGGUUGUUGCUAUUAGUGGGUCGCUCCGCAAAGCUUCCUUCAACUCAGGCCUCAUUCGUUCUGCAAUUGAGCUGAGCAAGAGCUCGGUGAAUGGUAUGCAAAUUGAACAAAUAGACAUAUCCCAAUUACCAUUGUUGAACACUGAUCUUAUUGCCAAUGGAGCUUAUCCCCCAGUCGUUGAAGCUUUUCGCCAGAAAAUUCUCAGAGCUGAUAGUAUUCUUUUCGCUUCUCCUGAGAACAAUUACUCUCUUACUGCACCUUUGAAGAAUGCCAUUGACUGGGCAUCUUUAGCUCCAAACUGUUGGGGAGAUAAGGCCGCUGCUGUUGUGAGUGCUGGAGGAGGCUUUGGUGGUGGGAGAUCACAAUACCAUCUUCGUCAAAUUGGAGUUUAUCUGGACCUUCACUUCAUAAACAAACCUGAAUUUUUCUUGAAUGCAUUCCAGCCUCCUGCAAAGUUUGAUAAUGACGGAAACUUGAUUGAUGCUGAGGACAAGCAGAAGUUGAAAGAAAUUCUUGUUGCCUUGCGUGACUUCUCUCUGCGACUUGAGAAGUAGAAAAUCAGACAAUAUAAUAUAGAUUUCUGGCAUGUUAUGACUUUUCCAGAAUUAAAAUUGAUGUAAUGCAUUUGGUUUUCUUUUCAUUGUGAUGUUUGGGCUUGUUAAGUAAUGGUGAAUAAAAUUUUCAAUUCAGCUCAACACAAAAUAGUGUAUGGAAAUGAGAAAUUUUGUUGAAGCCCAAUUGGUGCUAGAUCUGAGCCUGAUUGAACCAGGCCCAGCACUCCCUUGUGCGACACUUUAUGAUUCCUGAAAAUAAAAAGGCAGGGGGGAAGGCAGAGAAGAGAGAAGAGGGUGGGGUUGGGAGUCAGGGAUUAGAUAUGGAAAAACGAAAAGGCAAUUCAGAGAGUUAUAUCACCAAAAUAGAUAUACUGCCAAAUGUUAGCAACAGAAGGUUAAUGUAGUUCUGAGCUUCUUUGACAGAGCUUUUUCCAUGAAUCUUCAAUUCUACUCAGCGUCCAUUAGAAUGCAUGCAACUGCUGCGCCGCCUAAAGGCUGAAGAAUGGGGCCAAUGAUUUUAAUUGGAGAGGGCACUAG
Molecule: messenger RNA, 1131 nt
Organism: Manihot esculenta (cassava)
Lineage: Eukaryota; Viridiplantae; Streptophyta; Magnoliopsida; Malpighiales; Euphorbiaceae
Product: NADPH:quinone oxidoreductase
Exons: 3
Coding region: 25-594 (189 amino acids)
Cellular component (GO): cytosol
Molecular function (GO): FMN binding; oxidoreductase activity
Source: RefSeq, a predicted model, not a curated record